Messenger RNA from Camellia sinensis, 3377 nucleotides. It is a transcript of the gene OTP86, whose product is annotated as Tetratricopeptide repeat (TPR)-like superfamily protein. Gene Ontology annotation, cellular component: intracellular membrane-bounded organelle. The record is from RefSeq and is a predicted model, not a curated record. Lineage: Eukaryota; Viridiplantae; Streptophyta; Magnoliopsida; Ericales; Theaceae. Gene Ontology annotation, biological process: RNA modification. Gene Ontology annotation, molecular function: zinc ion binding; RNA binding; protein binding.
UCAAAAAAGUGAAUCUGAAAAACCAAAAAGGUUCCGUUGCCGGGAAUCGAACCCGGGUCUCCUGGGUGAAAGCCAGAUAUCCUAACCGCUGGACGACAACGGACUUUAUUGCAAUUGAUGAUGAAAAAAUAUAUUUGUUGUUUUCAAAUUUCAGGAACCCCAACGUUCCGUUGUUGAUAUUCAACACUUUCUUCAAAUUCAUCGUCAAUUCAACACCGUUUCUUCGAAUUCCAUGCACCAGAAUGGCUAUGUCAAUCCAACACUUUUUGUUUAACCCCCCUUUAACCUUAUCGGGACAUUCGAUUUUGAAGAAAACCCAAAAACCUCUUCAAAUCUCCAAAGUCUCCCAAAAAUCCGCUAAAGCCCCUUCUUUGAAAGAGAUUUGCCGGCAAGGAAGUCUUAAAGAAGUGUUUCUAUCACUCAGUAGUUCCUUCACUUCACAAAACCCACCUCAGUUUUGCUUAGAUGAAGCUUAUUCUUUGGUCCUCGAACUCUGCGCAAGCAAGAAAUGUUUAUCACAAGGCCAACAAAUACAUACCCAUAUCGUAAAAUCGAAUGCUUUAGAUGAUUCGGUCUUUUUGAACACUAAGCUCGUGUUUAUGUAUGGGAAAUGUGGUUCUCUUUUGAAUGCUGAAAAGGUGUUUGAUAGAAUGUGUGAAAGAAAUGUUUUUACAUGGAAUGCCAUGAUUGGUGCUUUUGUCGCAAAUGGGGAACCUUUUGGAGCACUUGAAUUGUUUAGAUUAAUGCGGGUUUCUGGAGUUCCUCUCGAUGCUCGUACUUUUCCUAGUGUACUUAAAGCGUGUGGGGAACUUAAUAAUCUCUGCUUGGGGACUGAAAUCCAUGGUCUAGCAAUCAGAUUGGGCUUUGUUUGUAAUGUAUUUGUUGUGAAUUCACUUGUGGGUAUGUAUGUAAAGUGCGAUGCGCUCAAUAUGGCAAUGAUGUUGUUUGACAGAAUGAAUGAAAGAGAAGACGUUGUGUCGUGGAACUCAAUAAUUUCAGCUUAUUCUGCCAAUGGGCAGCCCAUGGAAGCCUUGAGGCUGUUCAGAGAAAUGCUUAAAGCUGGUCUCAGCCCAAGCACGUAUAGUUUUGUCGCUGCACUUCAAGCCUGUGAUGGCACAUCACUUGGAAAACUUGGCAUGGAGAUCCAUGCUACUAUUUUGAAAUCCAAUCACCAUCUUGAUGUUUAUGUGGCCAAUGCUUUGCUUGUCAUGUAUACAAGAUGUGGUAAAGUUGGUGAAGCCCUAAGAAUUUUUGAUGACAUGGAUGAGAGGGAUAAUAUAUCAUGGAAUUCAAUGCUUUCAGCUUUUGUCCAAAAUGGUCUUUAUAAUGAAGCUCUGAACUUCUUUCAUGACAUGAAGGACGGGGGUCAAAAACCUGACCAGGGUUCAGUUGUAAGUCUGGUUGCUGCCUCUGCUAGAUUGGGAAAUCUGUUGUAUGGGAUGGAAAUUCAUGCUUAUGCUAUAAAAAGUGGAUUAGAUUCUGAUUUACAGGUUGGAAACACGCUCGUAGAUUUGUACAGGAAGUGUUGUAGGAUGAAUUAUAUGGAUUAUGUUUUUCAUAGGAUACUCAAUAAAGACUCCAUUUCUUGGACAACGGUCAUUGCUGGGCAUGCUCAGAAUAAUUGUCCUUUGAGGGCCCUAGAGUUGUUCCGGGAAGCACAAAUGGAAAGAAUGGGGGUCGAUGCAAUGAUGAUUGGAAGCAUCCUGCGGGCUUCUAGUGAGUUGAAGAGCAUAUCCCUUGUAAAAGAAAUUCACGGUUACAUUGUGAGAAGAGGAUUAUCCGAUCUUGUGCUACACAACACAUUUGUGGAUGUUUAUGGAGGGUGUGGAAACGUAGAUUAUGCGUCUCAUGUUUUUAAUUCUAUUCAAGUUAAAAAUAUUGUGUCAUGGACAAGCAUGAUAACUUGUUAUGUUCAUAAUGGGCUUGCAAACGAGGCUCUUGACCUUUUCCUUUCUGUAAAUGAAACAGGCAUUGAACCUGACUUUAUAGCACUGAUGAGUGUUCUCUCUGCUGCUGCAAGUUUAUCUGCCUUAAGGAAAGGAAAAGAGAUUCACGGGUUCUUAGUUAGGAAGGGCUUCAUUCUAGAGGGUUCAAUAGCAAGCUCUCUUGUGGAUAUGUAUGCUCACUGUGGGACAUUAGAGAACUCAUUUAAUGUAUUUAAUUGUACAAGAGAUAAAGAUUUAGUUCUAUGGACUAGUAUGAUCAAUGCAUAUGGGAUGCACGGUAGUGGAAAGGCAUCUAUAGAUUUGUUUAAACAGAUGGAAAACAAAAAUCUAGUUCCUGAUCAUGUUACCUUCUUGGCACUUCUUUAUGCAUGUAGUCAUUCAGGACUGGUUGAUGAAGGUAGAAGAUUUUUUGAAGCAAUGAAAAGUGAAUAUCAGUUGGAGCCAUGGCCAGAACACUACACCUGUCUGGUUGAUCUUCUUGGCCGUGCAAAUCACUUAGAAGAGGCAUUCCGGUUUGUGACAAGCAUGAAAAUGAAACCUGCUACUGCAAUGUGGUGUGCUCUUCUAGGUGCUUGUCGGGUUCACUCCAAUAAAAAAUUGGGAAAAAUUGCAGCACUGAAGCUUCUAGAAUUGGAUCCAGAGAAUCCGGCAAAUUAUGUACUCGUGUCAAAUGUUUUUGCUGCAAUGGGUAGAUGGGAAGAUGUGGAAGAAGUGAGAAUGAGGAUGAAGGGGAAGCGGUUGAAGAAAGAUCCUGCGUGUAGUUGGAUUGAGAUUGGUAAUAAGGUUCACACAUUUAUUGCAACAGACAGAUCUCAUCCACAAUCUGAUGAGAUUUACCAAGAAUUGACACGAAUUACUGGGAGAUUGGAGAGGGAAGGAGGGUAUGUGCCUCAAACCAAGUUUGUUUUGCACAAUGUAGAAGAAGAAGAGAAAGUGAAGAUGCUUCAUGGGCACAGUGAGAGGUUGGCAAUUGCAUAUGGCCUGCUUACUACGCGUGAGGGUACCCCAAUUCGAAUCACUAAGAACUUGCGAGUUUGUGGGGAUUGCCAUAGUUUCAGUAAGCUAGUUUCCAAGUUUGUUGGAAGAGAGAUUAUUGUGAGGGAUGCCAACAGAUUCCAUCAUUUUGAGGGUGGGGUUUGCUCUUGUGGAGAUUUCUGGUGAUAUUUUGAAACCACAUUGAAUCUUACAGAAUUUGAUGCCGAUGACUGCUGUAACUACUUUUUGCAUAUGAAAGAGCUACUGUUGCAUGAUGUUCAAGUUGCCAGAACUCCAUUUCUAAUCCCCAGUUUGGCGAAGUCUGGUUUGGUACUCAAGUUCCAAACCUGAUUGCAUUGAUGAAGAACUUGGCUUUUUAACAUGAUGUUCUACAAGUUGUGUACAGAAGAAGAGGCCAGAAAAGUAAUUUUAUAAACCUUUACUGAUUUUUCCAAA